This is a messenger RNA of Theobroma umbraticum, 1346 nucleotides long. Its product is annotated as large ribosomal subunit protein P1w-like. Lineage: Eukaryota; Viridiplantae; Streptophyta; Magnoliopsida; Malvales; Malvaceae. Gene Ontology annotation, biological process: cytoplasmic translation; translational elongation. The record is from RefSeq and is a predicted model, not a curated record. Gene Ontology annotation, cellular component: ribosome; cytosolic large ribosomal subunit. Gene Ontology annotation, molecular function: protein kinase activator activity; ribonucleoprotein complex binding; structural constituent of ribosome.
AUUUUUUAAAAAAAUUAUUUUUUUAAAAAAAUUUUAAAAUUUAUAUUUAAUUUGACUUUUAUCUUUAAAAGAUAAAUAAACUGAAAAAAAAAAUCAGAUUAAACAAACACUUACUAUUGAAAAUCUUGGGUACGACAAUGGCCACCAGUGAACUUGCCUGCACUUACGCCGCUUUGAUCCUUAAUGACGAUGGAAUUCCAAUCACGGCGGAGAAGAUAGUGACAUUGGUGAAAACAGCGAAGGUGCCCGUCGAAUCUUACUGGCCGAGUCUUUUCGCCAAGCUUCUUGAAAAGCGGAAUAUCGAUGAUAUCAUCAUGAAUGUUGGUUCCGGUGGUGGUGGUGCCCCUGUUGCUGCUGCUUCCGUUGGUAGUGGUGCUGGUGGUGCUGCCGCCUCAACCCCUGCUAUUGAGGAGAAAAAGGAAGAAGAUAAGGAAGAGACUGAUGAUGACAUAGGGUUCGGUUUGUUUGAUGAUUAGGCAGAUCUUCCUGUUUGGAAUUUUUUUUUCUUUUUUUCUUUUUGGUAAAAAAGUAAGAUCUAUUUGAGACAUUAAUUAGCUGAAUUUCAGUUACAUUUUAUGAGUUUACAUGAUAGAUCUUGCUUGGUUUAAUUGCUUUUUCUCUCUAUAUUGUUGUUUGUUUUUGUGUUGAUUUAGGUUUACAAUUUCUAAAUGAUUUUUGCUUACCCUGUUGAUUAUGUGAAUUUCGGACUUUGUUUGGAAUUCUGAAAUCAUAACAUUCCUUAUAAGAGCUGUUAAGGGAAUAAGGAUUGUAAAAGUAGCUUAGCAUUGAGACUUUCUUUAGCAUUUGGCCACUUAUAGCUGUCAUUCUUGCUUCACAUCUUGAUAAUUCUAAACAUUUUUAUGUGAGUAUUAGCCUUCCUACAUAUAGUGCAGCAUCCUGAAUUUCUAAGUAUGGAUUAUGGAAUGAAGUUGGGUUAUGAGAUGGCAUCAGGAAGGGUGUACAUCUAGUGGGGUAAUUGAUUCUUGUGUUGGCUAAAGUCUUUACUCAUUCGCUCUGUCUUGAGAUUUGCGGAUGGAAAAUUAAGGGGGUGCUAAUUCGCCGUUUGGUGUCGUCGUGGCUUUGUCUUUAUAGUGUAAUUCAUAGGGUGUUCCUCCGAUUUUUGCUGUUUCGUGCUAUUGUAGUCGAGUAGGGUUUGUACCAUGAUGCCAUUCAAUUUUCCUCCCCGGUUGUGAAUAUUUGGGCUUUGCGAUUCAUCAGAGAAAACAAAUUUGCCAUGCAAUGAAGUCAACAUGCCUCAUAAAUUAAGGGGCCUAAGAAAGGAUCCAAACCGCAAAACCCCAUUUCAGCUUGAAUUGCUCACCAGCCAUCACCCCCAUGGGUCAGCC